Oncorhynchus keta (chum salmon) is the source of this 5517-nucleotide messenger RNA. Its product is annotated as opioid-binding protein/cell adhesion molecule-like. The record is from RefSeq and is a predicted model, not a curated record. Gene Ontology annotation, biological process: cell-cell adhesion. The transcript has 8 exons. Gene Ontology annotation, cellular component: neuron projection; cell-cell junction. Lineage: Eukaryota; Metazoa; Chordata; Actinopteri; Salmoniformes; Salmonidae. Gene Ontology annotation, molecular function: cell adhesion molecule binding. Bases 532 to 1605 code for a protein of 357 amino acids.
AUGAGGGGACGCUGUAGGAUGUAGAUAGAAUAAUCACUAAAACUCGUGUAGCCUAGAUCCAAUCCCAAGAAAAUCCGCAUCUGUUGGAACGAGAUAAUCACGCAUUUGUCUUGUUUUUGCGCUCUUCUGCGCAUUUGGCACCGGUUGUUAAAGUUUUAUCACUUAAACGCAAACGAAAUAGCUGAUGUGUUUGCUCUGCGUGCUAUCCACAACUGCGACCGUUAAUUUUCUGUGAAUGCGUGUACUGUCAUCAUCAAUAAGCAGUUGGACCAUUCGGAAAGGAAGUGCACACAUUUCCAUUCUGCGAGCUACAGAAUAGAACAGCCUGCACAUAUUUUUUUGAGUGCGCAGUAGGGAUAGCGAUACUCCUGCAUAUGCUAUGCUGCACCUGUAAAGAAGAUUUGGAUUACCAGAUGAACUGUAGGCUAUUAACUAACCCGCGCUCGCUCCACCGGACAAAAUACGCAUUUGCCUUUUAAAUCAACUGACGCGUUGUGUAUCUCGACAAGCAGUGGGAUUUAUAAACCGAAGAUGGGUGUUUGUGGAUACUUUGUCGUGUCUUGGAAGUGCCUGGUGGUUCUGUCAUUAAGGGUACUGUUUCUUGUCCCCCCAGGUUUGCCUGUCCACAGUCAAGGGGAUUCCCAAACCGAUAAUAAAGUAAUGGACAAUAUUACCGUCAGGCAAGGCGAGACCGUCUUUCUCAGGUGCCCACAGGGGGACAUCGUCACACACACGGCCUGGCUCAACCGGUCGAGUAUACUUUACGCCGGCGAGGACAAGUGGUCGGUGGAUCCCAGGGUGAGUCUUGUUACACUCAAUCAGGAGGAGUUCACCAUAAAGAUUGAGGACGUGGACAUGACCGACGAGGGCCCAUACAUCUGUGCGGUGCAGACGAGCAGGAGACCGAGGACGACGUCAGUGCACAUCCUCAUCCAAGUGCCCCCCACAAUCAUCAACCUGUCGAAGGGCAUCGUGGUCAACGAAGGCUCCAACGUCACGCUGUUGUGCCAAGCCAGUGGCAAACCAGAACCCUCGUUUACCUGGAAACUCCUGUCUCCCUCAGGUGACCUGGCAUCGGAGGACGAGUACCUGGACAUCCCCAGUAUCUCCAGACAGAGAGCGGGAACCUACGAGUGCACCGCCGUCAACGACAUCGCCACAGAUGUCCAGACCGUGGAGAUCACAGUCAACUAUGCCCCCAGUGUGUCAGAGGGCAGAGACGUUGGCGUGACCCUUGGCCAGAGAGGGGUGCUGGAGUGCGAGGCGGAUGCAGUACCCGAGGCAGACUUCGAGUGGUACCGAGACGACAGAAGGAUCUUCAAUGGUUUUGACGGCAUGGAGAUCGAAGAUGCCGGGCAGCUCUCCAAGUUGACCUUCUUCAAUGUCUCUGAGGCCGACUACGGCAACUACACUUGCAUCGCCAUUAACAAACUGGGCAGCUCCAACACACGCUUUGUCCUGUAUGAGGUUAUUGAACCCACUAGCUCAACACUAUUGCAAGGACCCGGAGCAGUGCAGGACGGGAACAGCGGCUCGAUGGGGACGCAUGUACACACCUACACCUGUCUACUUCUGGCCAUCCUUCAGUUUCUGCUCAGGUUUUGAUGCAGUAAGCUUUCUGGCUUCCGAGGGGCAAGGUUGCGUGGUUUGUGUGUUUUCUCUCACCCGGAACCACAAACGUGAUGCACAUGAGUGCAUGGGCUACCCUAUUACAUCAUGUCAAACCUCUAAAACAUAUUAUGUAACAUACACAUUUUUCUUUGUUAAUUUUAGGAGUUUUAAGGACAUAACAACAUUGGAUUUUCGGGUUUUGAUUUGUUUUCGUUUCCCCUCCCAUUAUGGUAUGAUUCUCAAAUGUUUCUUUUUGGGUGUGGUUUGUCUGUUAUUUACAUUUAUUUAUUUCAGUUUCUACCGAGUGACAUAGUCAUCUUAGCCCCAAGAGUCUUAAGCGUAAAUCAUAGUCCAUUGACGUUAAGACGCAAUAGUCCGGCAUCCCAUUGUGACAUAGCUACGCGGCUCUGAGACCACCAUCCGCGGGGGAUGCACAGCCCGAAAGCGCACCUCCCAACAAUUCCCAACCAACGCCGCUCCGGUACGCGUCCUUUAUUCAUUUGAAUGUGGUAACGGUUGGAGAAAAAGCUUGAGAAUUUGAAAAGUAUGAAUGCCAAUAUUCCAGAACACUGCUGUGCGUAUGCGUACACAUUUUGGACUAUGAUAGACGCUUUAGCCCCAAGAUUCUUAUCCCCAAGAGUUAAGUGUAUGAGGUGAAUGAAACAAACAUUUCAAACAGGCAGUGAAGCAGAUGGACUGAAAUCACUCUAGGACCUAAAAGCCUGUUAUCACGUUUUUUGUUGUUGGUGUAAUUAUAAUUUAAACCUAUUUCUGAUUCCGACACAUUGACAAACCACAACAAUGGUCAAUAAGAAAUUAUAUUUUCUCAGCAAUGUCAAUUGUGAUAUUUUCAGUUGUUUGUGCUAUUCUAUCUAUUUUGGGGAUUUUAACACAUAUUUUGAAAGGGGUAAAUACAAUAUCAAAGCUGUAAUUGUGAUUAUUUAGGCAAAGAGCUUGUUUUUCCUCCCUUUUAGCUGGCACAAGUCUACACAAGGUGGUGUAAAGAAUGACUUAACUAGUUAUGAAUGGGAAGGAAGUUAUUUCCAUUUGUGUGGACAUCUAACUUCAAGUAAUGUAAUCUCUCACAAAUGUUAUUAAUGUCACUACAACUGGUUUUACUUUAAGGUACUUUAAGUUAUAUGUAUUUACAUGGGUCAUUUGCACACUAGGGUCAAUUCUGAAGUAUUCCCAUCUCAACAGUGUUGGUAACAAAGAGGCUAAGGAGUAAGAUUAUGUCCAAUAGCAACUCUAUGGAUCACUCUAAGGGCAAAUUCUAACUUGCACUUGAAAGGAUACUUUGGAAUUUUGGCAAUGAAACCCAUUAUCUACUUAAGAUGAACUCACGGAUACCACUUUUAUGAAUCUGCAUCCAGUAUGAAGGCAGUUAGAGGUAGUUUCACGAGCCAGUGCUAACUAGCUUAGCGCAAUGACUAGAAGUCUAUGGGAUCUACUAGCAUGCUAGCAGUUACCAUGGACUAACACUAGUUAGCAAUUGUGCUAACUAUAGUUAACAACUUCUUUUAAACUGCUCACAGAGAAAAUGGUAUCCACAAGUUCAUCUGACUCUGGGGAAGUAGAUAAAGGGCUUCAUUGCCAAAAUCCUGAAGUAUCCCUUUAAGUAACAUUUUCACUUUGAUGCAUUGAUGUCAAUGGGAGACUUAGUGGAAAUUGGACUGAAGUGGAGGUUAGUAUUUGCCCCUAAAAGAGCCCAAAGACCUCUCAGCCAUUAGUUUGUCUUUUUUUGUUGUUGUUACAAAAUACCCUCUCAUAACCAAUAAGUAUUAAUUGUUUGGUUGUGUUGAACUGGUACAUGUAAAUGUACUGGAAUGUACAUGCAAAUGUACUUUGACUGGAAAUGCAAAUGUUUUACAUAUAUGGUCUCCCAAUAGAGCACAUAUACAUACAGUCCGUUAAUAUAUUAUAAUUUUGUGUUGUAUACCGGGUUAAAUAAUCAGGGCCGAGUUUGGAUUGAUUUGAAAUCAGGCAUAUAUUUGUCUCCUCUGUGACCUUGUCACCAAGGACACACUCAGGAGCUACAACAAUACUUCCUGUAACCUUUCUAUGUAACACAACAUCCACUUAGUCUGACUCUAUAGAGAAAACAUCUACUACAGACGUUUGCUCAAUGCUCAAUUUGUUUUUGUAUAACAGGAAAGCACACAAUGCUCUGUGAAAUCAAUAUGCAAGAAUUCUGCAGCUUUCUUCUGUGCAAUGCCAUCAACCCUUUGGCCCAGUUUAUAAACUGCACAGCAGUUGCUCUUCCUUGUGAUCAUUUUUUAAAAUGUAUUAAAAUAUCUGGACCCAUAUUCACAAAGUGUCUCAGAGUAAGAGUGCUGAUCUGAGAUAUUUUUUGUAUUUUAGAUCAUAAUGAAUACAAUGGCAUGGACAGGGGGGGUCUGAUCCGAAAUGAUUUGUUCCUGUGUUGGUUUUAACGUUACAUCUAUCAGGCAGUGCACUUGUGGAGCUCAUGAACAACAAAUAAUUUACAAUGAGAAACCCCAAUCGAGUGGUUCACUGUGGCUAAAAGGAUAAUUGUAAGGGACUGAUGUAUAAAAACAAAUCCUAAUUUAGAGGUCUUAAAGGUAGAUUCAACGUUGUGAAAUCAUCAUCAUACACAGCGGGACAAUUUAUUGCUUGCUCCCAGAAAUCAACGUCUAAUCUGCCAGGACUGUUACUAUUGGUUCUUCCUUAAAUGGGCAUGCCUCAGGGGAGGGCGCAGAUUUAACAGUCAGUUUUGGCAGUUUUCUGUUGUUGAUGUCUGGAAGCAGGAGGUCACCAUGCCAUGUCCGAUGAUAACAUAGAGUGAAGUCUGCCUUCAAUAUUUUAUUUGCAAAUGGGGAGAAAGGGACACAUUUUGAUGUUAAGAAAUAUUUGACAUGUUAAUGGUUCAAACCUGUGGUGCUGCCAUCAGAAUAGGCCAUAUUACAGCAGAUAAUUGGGUGCAUUUAUCACACAUUUCAAAUGUGUGAUGUCUGUGUGAGAGCUGCAUUGAUUUUACACUGAUUAGGAAUAUCACUUUAAUGCAUGUCAUGAUUGGUGCAAAAUACAUCAGCGUAAUGGUUUGCACCCCAAAACUAUUUUUGAAAUAAAUACCACAUGAUUAUUACCCUUGUAAAAGAGGUCUUCAGACCUCCAUGGGAUAAAUAAAGGUUGAAUAAGUUUUCUCUGUGGUGAUGGCAUCACACAUUUUUACUGACAAAACGGAUCCCAAUGCCUGUUGAAAGAUAUGGAAAUCUGGGGUUAACCUCCGUCUAGUGACGGAAACUAUAUCAUUAUGUGGACUCAAUGAAUUAAAGGCCAUGCUAAGGGUAGAUUCAAUAAAAGUGUUAUUUUUUUAAUUUUUUUUUGCAGUUGUUUCAAAACAUAUGUACAGAAAGCAACAGCUGGGGCUUCUGAGAAGUCCACGGUAUAACCAUCACAGAAAGCUAUUUCCAACUAUUGUUUUUGAUUGAGCUUAUAUUGCACCUACCCUUUAGUAUAGUGCUGUUUGUGACGUGACGUGACAUUUGUUGAGUAUGCAUUGCAGUUUGGAAUAAUUCCUUUUGGAAUAGGGACUUUGGAAAUAGCAGUGACAAAGUUGUAGACAUUGGCGGCAUACGGAUGUGCUUGUCUCAGUUGUUAUAAAAGGAAAUUUCUGUGUUGGUGCAUUACCAAAUCUCAUGAUCAAAUGAAUUUGAAUUUCUGAUGACACACACAUUCCCUCUACUCCAAUACAGUACAGUCAAGUCAUUCACCCGGCAUAGGUCACAGUAAUCCCUUAAUUCUGGUUGAUUCCAAAGUGAAGAGAAAAUGACAUUCUAUUUGACUCCCUGUAAUGUAAGAUUGUUAAUUCAUAUGUAUUUUCUUUAUGAAGAUUGUGUGUUCAUAUUUAAGACUGACAAUAAUAAAAAAAAACAUGUAUCUUAA